Molecule: messenger RNA, 1714 nt
Organism: Diorhabda sublineata
Lineage: Eukaryota; Metazoa; Arthropoda; Insecta; Coleoptera; Chrysomelidae
Product: tropomodulin
Exons: 9
Coding region: 223-1404 (393 amino acids)
Biological process (GO): pointed-end actin filament capping; myofibril assembly
Cellular component (GO): myofibril
Molecular function (GO): tropomyosin binding
Source: RefSeq, a predicted model, not a curated record
AUACGCGAUUAGAUGCCGAGAACCGCAUGUCACGAUCUACCUUAAAUUCGUCUCCAAAAAUAAGGAGAGCGCGUGUGUGAGUGAAUGUUGUGAGUCUAGAUACGGAUUCUGAUUCAUCUCAUUUUCAGUCUCCGAAAAUAUUUAAAUAAGUUUGUGGAUGUGAAAAGUGAUUUUGUGGAAAAGUUUUUUUGUUAUUAGAAUCCACCCAGCGGGCUAUGGGCUAUGGAGUUCUUUCAGGAAUGGUCGUCUGUACGCAAGACGUCCACAAAAACCACCAAAACCACAAUGACCACCCCUGCAAAAUUAUAUGGAAAAGAUUUGAGUGUUUACGACGAUGUCGAUGUGGACGAGCUAUUGGAUAAAUUGACCGCAGAAGAAAUUAGUAUGUUAGCAAAAGAAGCAGAUCCGGAUGAUAGCUGUUUACCCCCUUCUUUAAGAACGAGUUAUGAAUGUGAAAAGGAUCCUACAGGUCCUUUGAAUAGGAAAAAAUUGAUAGAACAUAUUAAUAAGGAAGCUAUAGAAACUCCAGACAGGCCAGAAUUGGAGCCGUACGUUCCAGGAACAGUUCGAGGGAAAAAAUGGGUACCACCGCCUCCGCCUUUGAAAGAACAAGAGGCCGAAGAACAAAUUGCAGUCGAUUUAGGAGACGAAUAUGAACAAGCAUUAACAGAUGCAUCACAAGAAGAAAUUAUAGACUUAGCUGCCAUCCUUGGUUUCCAUUCGAUGAUGAAUCAAGAUCAGUAUCAUGCAUCGCUUUUAAAUAAAGGACAACCGGUCGGAUUAGGUUGGGAUGGUAUUACAAAAGCUUCUAAACCUAAAUUAUACCCUGUUGACCCUCCAAAUAUGACAGACCCCGAUGAAACAGUGAAAAAAGUACAAGAUGACGACAGCAAAUUCAUCGAUUUAAAUUGGAACAACAUCAAGAAUAUAUCGGAUGAAAAACUCGACAGAUUAUUCGAGGCUUUAUGCACCAAUACGCACCUCGAAACGUUAUCAUUAGUGAAUGUCGGUUUGGCUGAUAGACACGUGGAAAAAUUGGCGAGGGCCAUCGAAGAGAACGGUACUUUAAGGGUGAUUAAUGUAGAAACGAAUUUCAUAUCACCCCAAGGUACCGUCAGAUUGGUAAAGGCUCUGCUCAAGAAGAAGACUGUUGAAGAAUUUAGAGCUACCAAUCAGAGGUCGCAAGUUUUGGGUAACAAAAUAGAAAUGGAAAUCACCCAACUUAUCGAGAAAAACCCAACGAUAUUGAGGCUGGGGUUACAUUUAGAGUACAACGACGCCAGACAUCGUAUCGCCAAACAUUUACAAAGAAACAUCGAUACCAAACGUCGUCGAGUGAUGGCGAAAUAUCAAGUAACUUUAGGAAAAAAGGGAAACGCCAUGAAAAUUAUCCGUGCUGAUUAAUCUUUUAUUCGAUAGGUGAAGCUCUCGCAGACGUCGUACUGGACAGUUGCCCAGAAACUAUUUGGUAGGUUAUAUCGCUUAAAGCUAAUCGUGCUGUUGCUAUAAGUCACAUGGAUUCAGCUCCGCGCCAAUUGGAUUAAAUAAAAUACGAACGUCACAUUUAUCAUACUGCCGAUCGGUUAAUUUUAAAAAUAUUUUUUUCUUUUAUUCAAAUAACAUUCAAAAAAUUUAUAGACGCAUUCAAUUUACACGCUUCGAGUACAAUUUCGUGUGAUUACUUUGAGAAAAUAUAUGAAUAUAAUAUAAAUAA